Myotis lucifugus (little brown bat) is the source of this 1419-nucleotide messenger RNA. RefSeq names its product phosphatidylinositol 3-kinase regulatory subunit beta-like. The record is from RefSeq and is a predicted model, not a curated record. NCBI's taxonomy places the organism in Eukaryota, Metazoa, Chordata, Mammalia, Chiroptera, Vespertilionidae.
AUGUUCAUGGCAGCGCAGCAGUACUCCCGAAACUUCACUGAUUCCAAACAAGGCCCUGGACUUGCAACACAACUGAAGGAAACACCAUUUAAGGAGGAGCUAGAAAAACUGGAAGUAUGCGGCCAGAGGACUGUAGGAUUGUGGAGGACGCCUGGGCGCCUACCGCUAGAAACGGAGAACAAGAGCCCUGAGUACGACCAGCUCUACGAGGAGCACACACGCACCUCCUAGGAGCUGCAGAUGAAGUGCACCGCCAUCAAAGCCUUCAAUGAAACCAUCAAGAUCUUCGAAGAGCAGGGCCAGACUCAAGAGAAGUGCAGCAAGGAGUACCUGGAGCGCUUCUGGCGUGAGCACAGUGAAAAAGAGAUGCAGAGAAUCCUGUUGAACUCAGAAUGGCUCAAGUCUCACAUGGCCAAGAUCCAUGAGAGCCGCACGAAGCUGGAACAGGAGCUUCGGACACAGGCCUUGGACAACCGGGAGAUUGAUAAGAGCAUGAACAGCCUGAAGCCAGACCUCAUGCAGCUGCACGAGAUCCAGUUGGUAUGGCUCACCCAGAAAGGUGCCCGGCAGAAGAAAAUCACCGAGUGGUUGGGAAUCAAAAAUGAGCCUGAAGAGCAGUAUGCACUGAUGGAGGAUGAGGAUGCUCCUCACCUUGAGGAACGAACCUGGUAUGUGGGCAAGAUCAACCGCUCGCAGGCUGAGGAAAUGCUGAACGGCAGGUGGGAGGGUACCUUCCUCAUCCGUGAGAGCAGCCAGCGGGGCUGCUAUGCCUGCUCUGUGGUGGUGGAUGGCGAUACCCAGCACUGUUUCAUCUACCCCACGGCCACUGGCUUGGUUUUUGCGGAGCCCUACAACCUGUAUGGGUCUCUGAAGGAGCGGGUGCUGCAUGACCAGCACACCUCCCUCGUGCAACACAAUGAUGCACUUACCCUCACACUGAUACAACCCGUGCGAGCCCAGGACCCGCCCACCCACCCAACCACCCAGCCUGCUGACUCAUACAGAGCAGGACUCCAUCUUUCUCUCUUGGUCCUGAGUCCUGUUGAAGAGCAGUUUGCAAAGACCAAAAGUUCAACUCAGAAAUUUCAGAAAGCGAUAUGGUCUAAAACUCAGCCAGUACAGGACUCCUCCCCAUCUUACCCUAUCUCCACCACUAGCAGAUUACAUCGAAUAUGUUAUCAAUUCAAAAAUAAAUUUACCAGUGCCAUGAAUCAGUUGCUCAUUAUCGCUGCCCCUUACCUGUGCAGCACCUUCAAGCGAGGAGUAAACAGCCUUGGGAAAGAGAAAGAUGCUGAACAAGAGCCAUCUGCACGCAGAGAAAGCAUCCCCACGGGGACCCAUUCCCGCCUGGUGUCUGAGUGGAAGCUCUCAGAAGCCAUGGUAACAAGGCCUAGACACAUCAGUAGCAAAUGGAAAUAG